Messenger RNA from Canariomyces notabilis, 1348 nucleotides. RefSeq names its product alpha/beta-hydrolase. The record is from RefSeq and is a predicted model, not a curated record. NCBI's taxonomy places the organism in Eukaryota, Fungi, Ascomycota, Sordariomycetes, Sordariales, Chaetomiaceae. The transcript is spliced from 2 exons. Bases 175 to 1137 code for a protein of 320 amino acids.
GCGUUAUAUUGCCCGGUGGCAGCUUACAUACUGUACUUCCCGCUCCACCUACAACGUCAUAGGUCCAAGUCCGACGGGAGCUGUCGUCUCAAUUCUUACAUGAACCGCAAACAGACACCUUCGCCUGAACUGUCCUGACCUACCCAAACACCCACAGAAACACGGCCAUCUGAAAUGGAGGACCGAUCCAUCACGUUAACCACCAAACCCGGCGCUUCAUUGCGCAUCUCGAUCCACACCCCUGAGCAGUCUCCCGCGGACUCGAACUCCAUCUCAAAUCCGCUGUCCGACACCCUCGUGGUAUUCCUCAACGGCCUUGCACUGCCACGCGCCGCCUGGUCCGGGGCCAUCAACCACCUUAUCUCCCUGCGGCGGGACUCCCGACAGCCCCUCCCCGCUGCCCUGCUCAGCUACGACCGGUACGGCCAGGGCGAGUCGGACCCGGACCCGACCGACUUAGACACACCCUACGGGCACGGCCCCGAAGCCUCCGUCGCCGACCUCCACCAGCUGCUCACCCAGCUCUGCCCAGAGAUCCUGCCCAAUUCCAAGUCGCUGGAGGAAGCACGGCUGGUGCUGGUGUGCAACUCGAUCGGGUGCGCGCUGGCACGCCUCUACGCGGCCGCCCACCCGGGCCGGGUCGCGGGCUAUCUCUUUCUGGACUCGAUGAUGGCCAACACGGAUUUUGUCUCCCUCUUCCCCGCGGACCCGGACGGCGACGACGACGACGCCGACCUCGUCCGCCACGCCCGCGCCGCGUUUGGCGAGCAUUUCCACCCGACCGUGCCCAACCCCGAGCAUUUGGACCGGCGGAACCUGGCCGCGCUGCUCCCGCACGCCGAUCGCCCUGCCCUCCCUGCGGGUCCCGGAGGGAGAGUCCCGCGGCUGGUUGUCCUCGGGCAUGACUGGGACGAGUUUGCCGAGCAGUGCGAGAAGGGCCCAUUGUCCGUGGCAAAGUCGGUCAUCAAUGAGUAUGUGAACCCAGCCUGGGGAGCAUACAACGAAGGGCUCACCCGGCUCGUGCCGGCCGACCGCUCGGGCGAGGUGAAGAUCGCCAAGGGUUGCGGUCACUUCAUCCAAAAGGACGACCCGGCAUUUGUAGCUAAGGAAAUCAGCGACCUUCUGAACGGUUUGUAGAGCGGUAACUAAGUCAACACUUGCUCUUGUCAGUAUUUCGGCGCCCCUUUCUUGGGGCGGAGCGCAUUGUUGAGUGUAGCACAGAACAGCGGCCGAACACCUAGAGAGAGAAUGCUGGACAUUUCUAUUCUAGAAUCUCCGAAUCGAGAGCACCGCGCGAAGGCCUGUAACUAUGCUGCAACCACAAUCAAUGAAAGCCGUACCAUGGCAC